This is a messenger RNA of Thecamonas trahens ATCC 50062, 3053 nucleotides long. RefSeq lists its product as uncharacterized. NCBI's taxonomy places the organism in Eukaryota, Apusomonadida, Apusomonadidae. The record is from RefSeq and is a predicted model, not a curated record. The coding region runs from base 63 to 3053 and encodes 996 amino acids. The transcript is spliced from 4 exons.
GGGGGGUGAGGUUGACCACGGCGAGUACGCCACACAUACGGGUACGGGUAGGGACGCAAGCCAUGGCCGAUGGAAGCGAGGGCGAGGUGCCGGUCUUUGACGUCGACGUGUGUGAUUGGGUGGCCGAGGAGCCUCUACACAACUUUCCCAUGUUCUUCUCAAGGAACAAUCUGCCGAAUCUAUGGCUCAAGACGGCGUCGUCCGACGGCAAGCCCAUCGGGCUGACGGUGGCGAGGCGCACGUUUGCCACGCUCACGGCCGAGAUGAGGGCGGCGUUGCCGGAGCAUGGCGAGCUGCCGUGGACUGGGCUCGAGGACUUUGACGCCGAGUGCCACAUCGCAUGGCUCGGCAACGAUGGGCUGGAUCCGGCCGGGCACACUGCGUUCCGCCCGCAGUACGAGAUGCUGCGUGCGUGGCAGGCGUGCUCGCGGAUGGAGCAGUUUGGUGUCCACGACCGCGAGCUCAACAUGAUCUUCCGCGUCGAUCCCUGGGGCAAUGUCGUCUCACCGUUUGCGCUGCCGGGUGCUGCUACUGCCAAGGCGUACGAUCACCUGUUCCCCUACGUGCGCGGCGGGCGGACCCGCGACGUGCCGGGCUCGUCCACCUCGAACAUCAUCAUGCUGCAGGCCAAGGCAAACGGGUUCAAAAAGGACAAGUUUGAGCAGCUCAUCCGCCCGGCAAGGCUCCGCGUAGGCCUCACUCCCGACAUGGUGGCGACCGCGUACGGCUCGAUCAACGGCUUUUACGGCACACCUGCCCUUCAGUUCCUCCUCGGCUACUGCCCGACGUCGCGGGCCGACAUUCCGGGUGCCUCCAGCUUUGUGCAGAACCUCGACGACUGCGUCCGUGCCCUGCUCGCCAUGGGCGAGCGCCAACGCCGCCGGGAGGACGCGUACCGUGAGCGCAAGCUCAGGCAGGCGAGGGACAAGGCCCGCGAGCGGAGCCGCAGCUCUGGACGCAAGCGCAACGCCGUCAAGAUCAAUCCAUACACCUUUGCGACUGCCGGAGCCUCUGCCGACAACAUAGCCGCUGCACCGGCGCAAGCCAUCGGAGCGCCGGUCUCGGCCUUUGAGCUAUUUUGUCGCUCCGAGUGGGCGCGGAUCAAGACCACGCUUGCCAACGACGCACCGUUUGUCGACAUCCAGACUGCGCUUGUCGACGAGUGGGCCGAGCUCCCACCGGACGAGCAAGCUGAGUUUCACGCCGCCGCCGCCGCCACGCGCACCGCCUUUGCGGCGGCGGCGACUUCCAGCGGCGGCGACGGCACCACCAUUGAGGCCAACGAUGUCGACGACGACGGGCCAGCAAUGCGAGGCAUCACCGUGGUCGAGCUCCGCGAAGCCAUCGAGCUCGCCGGCGGCUCGUGGAAAAGCUCACACAACAAGGCCAAGCUGGCCGAGGCCCUCAUCGACCUCCUACCCAAGCUUAAGAAGAGCCAGCUCAAGAGCCUCGCUGCCGACCAUGGCAUCAUCGCUACGGGCAAGGUGGCCCAACUCACCGAACGCCUGGUUCGUUUUCUGGAGGGCUACCUCGUCGGCGAGGCCGGCCACGCGACCGAGGCCGACGACGCCGCCCACGCUGCGCAGGUCUCCGGCGCUCCGGUUGCAGGCGUCCUCGAGGCCACUUUUACCUCCAAGCAGCUCAAGACUGGUCUCGCUGCGCUCGGCGAGCGGACGUCGGGAUCCAAGGCUGCGCGAGCGCUGCGGCUGGCCGAGGCGGUCGACUCGGAAGUCUUUGCCAGCUUGGAAGCGCUAGUGGCCGCCCCGAGCCCGGUGGCGGUGGUCGAGGUGAUCGGCGCUACGUGCGGCGUUGACGUUGACGCCUUCAAGGCCAAGGCCGAGGCGGCAGCAGCGGCGGAUGGAGUCGAGAGCGGGCCGACCAAGGCCACCAGUGCCGAGCUCAAGGCGGCGCUCGCAGAGCUCGGGCUCUCCACGUCCGGCCGCAAGUCGGAGCUGGCUGAGCGACUGGCCUUGGAGGCCGACCAGCUCUCGGCACCGCAGUUGAGGGCAUUCUGCAAGGCGCACGCCAUUACUGCAAAGGACGCCCGGAGCAAAGCCGCCCUCGUCCACAGCCUCGUCGACUACCUGGCGCAAUUUACCCAGGUCGAUCUGGAGGAGGCGCGCUCGCAGCGGUCCGGCUCGGACGAGGGGCGAAGCAGCAGCGUUGGCGGGCGGGUCUCGUGCCGCCUUCUGAAGCGCGCGCUCGAAAAGGCCGACGCUAGCUGCAGCGGGCGAAAGAGCGAGCUUGCUGCUCGGCUGCACGUGGUGGCCGGCGCCGGGCGCCGGAUGAAGGUCGAGGAUCUGACGGCUGUGCUGGAGAGCGCGGGUGCGAGCGUGUUUCCGGCAUCGGCGCGCAAGGCCGAUUUGGUGGCACAGGUCCAGAAGCUGAUGAUGUCGUACACCGACGCCGAGACUGUGGCGCGUGAGACUGCGCUGCUGGAGGCCGACGACAGCGGAUCCCAGGCUGGAAGCUCGAGCAGCGGCGACGACGAUGCGCCGGCUCCGCUGGCGGUGAGCUCAGAGACACUCGCCACGCUGCUCAAGGCCAUGGGCAUACCGAGCUCAGGCUCCAAAGCCCAACGGGCGGGGCGGCUGUUUGCUAUCCUGCCGUGCAGCAAAGGCGCGGCGCCGACCGGUGCCGAGGUGUCGUGGACCAAGGACCAGCUCCGCCGAGCGUGCGACGCGCUGGGCGCAGGAACGAGAAAGAAUGCAGCCGCACGCUCGCUGGCCGACGUUGCCAAGGCGGCGCUCAUUGGACACACCCUGCCGCAGACCAUCGACGACGAGGUGGCGCGGCUGGUGAGGCGCGCCGGUGGCGACGCUCGCGCCAGUGCCAGCGACAGCGCCGGAAGCACCGUCAAGGACGGCCUCUCACACGAAGCCUGCGUCGAGAAGCUGACGGCGUGGGGUGAGGACACGCGUGGGAGUCUAGACGAGCUCCGCACGCGGGUGGCAGCAUGCUCUGCGCAGCCGCCGCUCGCCGGUAAGAUCAUCGCCAAGCUCCUCCGCGAGAUGGUGGCGGCGUGCGAGCUCCCGGCAGGCGACGCGCGCUAG